CUGGAACUGACAAUCAAUCGGUCGUCUGGGCGAGCUGCUAACUAAGUGCCCCGACCCAAUCAAUAAAUACCCUCGGAUGCUUGUCGACGUCCCCCAGCCCAAAGUCUGCUUUCUCUCUCCUGUUCCCCUUUGUAUUCACGACUACUCCGUACCUACGAUUAUUAUCACCUCGACUUAUUGCAUCUCGGACUCCCAAUUUUAGUCUGCAUAAGCACCGUUGUGGCCGCCCGUGUUGCUGGCCCCCUGUCAUGGUCGCGGUUUUCUUCGCCUAUCCCAUCUCUCUCGCGCCCUUCUCUGCAGCUUAGACCCGCUGUUGUUGCCAUGGCCUUUUACGAGGAUCCCGUGAAUGACUCCCAGCCAUUUGGACGGCCUCCAAAAUCGUAUGAGGGCGGAAUUGCUGGCCCUCGCCGACCGAGAUUGGUCACGGAUUAUGGCUCGUCAAUGGUGCAAUGGAUGCGCUCCCGACGACCGCGAUAUAGGGGAGGCUAUAAGAUGGAGACAGAGCGCCCAAGUGCUAGUUACAUAGUGGAUAUGCUUCCUCCGCUCGCACGAGUCCAUGCACCGGUGGACACAAUUCCCGUCCGGCACCUGCACCAGUCUAUCGGAAAGUCGAAGAAGCCCAUCACGGUCGUCAGAUGGACCCCGGAGGGAAGGCGUCUCUUGACAGGCGGACAUACCGGAGAGUUUAUGCUAUGGAACGGAACUGCAUUUAAUUUUGAAACGGUCAUGGAUGCGCAUUACGAUCAACUACAAGCGGGUGUUACGUCGUUAGCAUGGUCUCAUAGCCACGAUUGGCUGAUUUCGGGAGGCCAAAAGGGCGAUGUGAAGUACUGGAGGCCGAACUUCAAUAAUGUUGAGACGAUAGACGACGCCCAUCAUGAUGCCGUCCGUGACCUAGCAUGGUCUCCGAGUGACAGCAAAUUCCUCUCCGCCUCCGACGACACGACGCUCAAGAUUUUCGACUUCACAACUAGAACAUGCGAUACCGUUUUGUCCGGUCAUAAUUGGGACGUUAAGUCGUGCGACUGGCAUCCGACCAAGGGUCUCCUGGUUUCUGGGUCCAAAGAUCACCAGGUCAAGUUCUGGGACCCUCGCACGUCCCGCUGUUUGACGACGCUUCACAGUCACAAAAAUACCGUCACCACAACGAGGUUUUCGCGGGUAAAUAGCAACCUCCUUGCUACCUCAUCGCGUGAUCAAACAGCUCGAGUGUUCGAUUUGCGCAUGAUGCGGGACAUCUGCAUUCUUCGCGGCCAUGAAAAGCCAAUCUCGUCACUUACAUGGCACCCCAUUCACUCCUCCCUCAUAUCAACGGGUAGCGAAGACGGAUCGUUAUACCACUAUUUGCUCGAUGAACCCAACCUGCCUCAGGGCCAGGUCCCUACUGUGGCACCUUACGACAGCCCCGAUCCAGCCAAUACUCCGGCACAGGUUAUCUAUCCAGCGCACCGCAUACAAUACGCACAUGGUGCAACUAUCUGGUCUCUCGACUGGCACCCUCUCGGCAAUAUUCUUGCGUCCGGCUCUAAAGACAAUUUCACCCGAUUUUGGUCUCGUGCGCGGCCUGGGGAGACCAGCUAUUUAAAAGAUAGAUUCCACAUCGGGGAGGAGGCUGCAGAAGCCCAAGGGACAUGGAGUCGGGGCUUUGGAAGGCGACAGAUGCGCGAAGAGGAGGAACAAGAACUACGGGAUGAAGCGGAGAGCCUGGUGGAUCAAAAGAAAUCUACUGGUACAUUUCUUCCUGGUAUACAAAGCGCGCCGCCUGGUGGCGUCCCCGACGGGCUUGGAUCGCUAUUACCGGGCAUUGGCGCUGCUCAACCACCGCCACCAUCGGGAUUAGCUGCCGCGAUGGGCCAGCAUCAAGCAAACAACUUCCCUCCUAACCCCGGUUUCCCCGGUUUCCCAAUGCAAACCCCCAUGUCAGGAACUCCGCCGGUCAAUGUCGACCUAGCAGAGCUGCAGAAACAGCUCCUUGCUCAAGGGAUUCCACUACCUCCUAACUUCCCUCAAAGUUUUCCACCCGUGUCCGCACCGAUGAGCGCCGCCGGCAUCCCAGGCCUCCCUGGAUUGCAGGGGGGCUUCCAUUCUCAUAACGGUUAUGGUCAGUGAGUCUAAUAUUAAACGCAUUAUCAGACUUCUCGAAAG
Aspergillus ochraceoroseus IBT 24754 is the source of this 2145-nucleotide messenger RNA. RefSeq names its product WD40 repeat domain-containing protein. Gene Ontology annotation, cellular component: mRNA cleavage and polyadenylation specificity factor complex. The record is from RefSeq and is a predicted model, not a curated record. NCBI's taxonomy places the organism in Eukaryota, Fungi, Ascomycota, Eurotiomycetes, Eurotiales, Aspergillaceae. The coding region runs from base 322 to 2109 and encodes 595 amino acids. Gene Ontology annotation, molecular function: protein binding. The transcript is spliced from 4 exons.